This is a messenger RNA of Prinia subflava (tawny-flanked prinia), 5964 nucleotides long. It is a transcript of the gene EPN2, whose product is annotated as epsin 2. Gene Ontology annotation, biological process: endocytosis. Gene Ontology annotation, molecular function: clathrin binding; phospholipid binding. The record is from RefSeq and is a predicted model, not a curated record. Lineage: Eukaryota; Metazoa; Chordata; Aves; Passeriformes; Cisticolidae. The transcript is spliced from 9 exons. Gene Ontology annotation, cellular component: clathrin vesicle coat; endosome; plasma membrane. The coding region runs from base 335 to 2101 and encodes 588 amino acids.
CGCCUCGGGGCCGCGCGCGGCCGCCGGUUCCGCCUCCUCCGCCGCCUCCCCGCGGCCGCCGCCGCCAUGUUGGAUGGUGCGUGUGGGUGUCAAGCGCAGCCCGCGGCCGCCGGGCACCGGGACACCGGGACACCGCGCCCGCCCCGCGCCCGCAGGUCAUGAUUUUUAGUUUCUCGUGCCAUCCUCUUGAGGAGAGGAAAUGAUUGUAGCAGAACGUGUCACAAAUUCGCCACUGCUACGGAGCCUUCGCCGUUCAGAAACGCUCCUGGGAGAGCAGAUUUAGCCCUGUGCUCUUUGUGUUCUGGAAUCUGCCUCGGGAAAAAGGGAAAUAAAAAUGACGACUUCGUCUAUCAGACGGCAGAUGAAGAACAUUGUGAACAAUUACUCAGAGGCCGAAAUAAAAGUUCGGGAAGCGACCUCGAAUGACCCCUGGGGUCCUUCCAGUUCCUUGAUGACUGAAAUAGCAGACCUGACCUACAAUGUUGUGGCCUUUUCUGAAAUUAUGAGCAUGAUCUGGAAACGACUCAAUGACCACGGCAAGAACUGGCGACACGUCUACAAGGCCCUCACCCUCUUAGAUUACCUGAUUAAAACUGGGUCCGAGAGGGUGGCCCAGCAGUGUAAAGAGAAUAUUUUUGCUAUCCAGACAUUGAAAGAUUUUCAGUACAUCGAUCGAGAUGGGAAGGACCAGGGCAUCAACGUGAGGGAGAAAUCCAAGCAGCUGGUGUCCCUUCUGAAGGACGACGAGCGCCUCAAGACAGAGAGGGCCCAAGCUCUGAAGACCAAAGAACGCAUGGCUCAGGUGGCCACUGGGGUGGGCAGCAACCAGAUCACCUUUGGGAGAGGCUCCAGCCAGCCCAACCUGUCCACCAGCUACUCCGAGCAGGAGUAUGGCAAGUCUGGAGGGUCCCCAGCGUCGUACCACGGCUCGACGUCCCCGCGAGUGUCGUCGGAGCUGGAGCAGGCGCGGCCGCAGACCAGCGGGGAGGAGGAGCUGCAGCUGCAGCUGGCGCUGGCCAUGAGCCGCGAGGUGGCCGAGCAGGAGGAGCGCCUCAGACGCGGAGAUGAUCUGAGAUUACAGAUGGCUCUGGAGGAGAGUCGCAGAGACACAAUUAAAAUUCCCAAAAAGAAGGAGCACACCACUUUGUUGGACCUGAUGGAUGCCCUGCCCUCCUCGGCACCGGCCCCACCCAAAACCGAGCCCUGGGGACCUCCUGCCACUGCUGCCACCAACCAGACGGACCCGUGGGGAGGAUCCACGGCUGCAGCCCCUGCCUCUGACCCCUGGCAAUCGUUUGGUGCCAAACCAGCUGCUUCUGUUGACCCUUGGGCAGCACCAGCAGGAUCCACAGCUCAGCCUCUGGCCAAAAACGUGGACCCCUGGGCCCCUGCUCAGCCAUCUUCCACUGCAGCAAAACCUUCCGUGGAUCCCUGGGGAUCAGCACCUGCAAACAAACCUCUCUCUACUUCUGGAAGUACAUCUUUUGACCUCUUCAGUAAUUUGAAUGGUACAGUUAAAGAUGAUUUUUCUGAAUUUGACACACUUCGAACUUCUAAAAAGCCAGCCGAAUCGGGUUCCACGCUGCCCUCUCAGCACAGCGGUACCACGAGCCCCGACCUCUUCGAGUCCCAGCACUCGAGCGGGACCUCGGGCAAACAGAGCACGGCCCGGAAAACCCCCGAGUCCUUCCUGGGCCCCAACGCUGCCCUGGUGAACCUGGACUCUCUGGUGUCCAAGCCACCACAACCUGUUACUUCUCUGAACCCGUUCUUGGCACCAGGCGCCGCUACCGCAGCAGCUCCAAUCAACCCGUUCCAGGUGAACCAGCCUCAGCCGCUGACCCUGAACCAGAUGAGAGCCAGCCCCGUGAUGGGCAGCAGCCCCUCCUUCAGCGCCGUGCCCCCCAUGAGCAUGGAGCCAAUACCUCUGCCUUCCAUGGCCCCCGUGCCCGUGGGCAUGGCCCCGCUGCCGGCCAUGGGCACCAUCAGGAUGGGCCAGGGGCUGAGCAUUGCAGGAUCAAUGCCCCAAGCUCUGCACAGUACAGGAAUGCCGCCGGCAGCCUCCCAGGCUGCAAAUACAACUAACCCUUUCCUCCUAUAAAGACCCAAUUAAAGGAACUUUUCUUUUCCUAGUGUUUCCAGGCUGAAGUCUUUCCAGCGAAACGAACGUGGCCUGUGUGGACUGAACGGUGUGUGAGAGACUUGGAAGUAGAUUUGCAGUUUACAGUUAUGAUCUUUGAAGAGUUGUCUCUACUUACCAGUUAAUCUAAAUCUAGUCUUUGCUACAGAUGGUACCUUACUUUGGCUUGUUGAGCAUCAUGUGAAAUGUUCAGACUUUCCACCAAAGUUAGAUCCUGCCCAUUUUUGUUACUUUGUUAAUCAUUUCAAACACACUUUCUAGGGAGAGAACCUGCCAUUGGAAAGCUCCCUUGGCUAUUUUGUAGGUGUCAGAUCAUGUGCUGGAUUUCCGAAUUUACUCUUCCCCUGCAUCUGUCACUUCCUCUGCCCGUGAGAUAGCCCUGAGAUUCCGAGUGCUAGUGAAUGUUUUGCACAUAACUACACACAGUUCUAGACUGUUGGUUCACCCAUAGUCCUUACUCUUAGGAGAGACCGACCCGGAGGGCCCAGGGGGGCUUGGUUUUUAUGCAUUAAACAUUGCAAACUCGCACUGCUUUGGUAUCUCUGAGGUGUGACUGGCAACAGCAAGCUUGUCUCGAGAGGAAAAUAACACAAAACCCCAGACAAAACACCCAAGACCAUGCUCGAGUUGUGCUGUCGUGUGCAGUGUUGAAUUCCUACACUACUCUAAGGACUCCUGGAACUCUCUGUGAGUGGCUGCACUCGUGCUGAGUGAGUGUCCUGCUCUGUGCUUGUCCAGUACCAGCUUCGUUUGGAAGUUUUUUCAUGUGUAUUUUGUUUUUAUUUGACUUACAAUGUGAGUUGAAAGGAAAAAAAAAACGGAAAAAAGAAAAAAAAAAAAAGAAAAGAAAAAAAAAAAAGAAAUACAGUGGGACAACUUUGAAUUCAGUUUCACCGGGGCAAGCUUUAAAACUAAUUCAGGCUUAACCUUGCUAUAUGCAGUUACUCUUGUAUACUUUUGCACAUAUUUUGUUUAGUACAGUUUCAUAUUUUGAGUUUGCAGAGUUACCUAAUAGUCCUUUUUUUGCUAAUUUUUAUAAUGUGGUUCUUAUUUAACUGUCUGGUUUUGAUAGAUUUAUCAAGUCUGGCUGAAAAAUUAAGAUAUUGGCAAAUGUCAUUUUUAUGGUUUUAAUGCCCUCUUAUUUAUGGUUUUAGCUCUUUGUUUCUGUAAAGAGAGUUUAAAAGGGAAGAUUAACACUAAAAUAUUUACUUUUAAAUGAAGUAUUCAUAAUGCAAAUCAAAAACAAAUCCUCGUGACUAAUUAUUUUUAGAUGAAUUGAAUUUGAGCAUAACAUGAUUUAAGACUACAUUAAAAAGAAAAAACACUAAAGUCGCCUUUCCCUUGAUUUGUUCCUGCUUCCCAAUCCCCAGACUGGACAGAACUUUAGCCUUGAUGAAGAUCCCAAGGGAGGCUGUUUGGUUUUAUUCUCCUUGUAAAACUUGUGGAGCUGUUUGAAAUCCUGAUGUACAAACACAGCUUGUUUCAUUCCAUCCACUGGUUUUUCCUGCUGGAAGGUGCUUCCAUGUCCAGCCAUCCCUUGGGAGCUGAAUUAUCCCUUUUUAAUAAAUUUUCACGUCUGGACUCCUCACCACGCUCAGGGGUUCUGCUGGAGCCCUGGCCCAGCAGGGCUGAGCUCUGCUCUCCCAAAAAUCCAUGGAAAGGGAUUUUUCCUGCCUGCAGGGCACCUCUAAACCGACUUGGUGGCCUUUCCUUGAUUUAAGAGGGGGAAAACAGAAUUUGCCAGAGUUGUGUUGUGGUGGAACAACUCCCUGUGGGGCUGGAGAGGGGCUGGAUCCCAGGACAGGACUGGAUCCCAGGGCAGGACUGGAUCCCAGGGCAGGACUGGAUCCAUGGCAGGACUGGAUCCCAGGGCAGGACUGGAUCCAGGGCAGGGCUGGAUCCAUGGCAAGACUGGGAUCCAGGGCAGGAUUGGAUCCCAGGGCAGGAAUGGAUCCCAGGGCAGGACUGGAUCCAUGGCAGGACUGGAUCCCAGGGCAGGACUGGAUCCCAGGGCAGGACUGGAUCCAUGGCAGGACUGGAUCCCAGGGCAGGACUGGAUCCCAGGGCAGGGCUGGAUCCCAUGACAGGACUGGGAUCCAUCUCCCGGUGGGAAGGGGAGGCUGAAGGACGCUCAGAUUUAGGGACAAUCCCAGGCUGGAUCUGUAGGUCAGGGCAGCUCUGGGAGUGCACAGAAUGCUCCGUGUGAGGGUGUUCCUGUGCAGGUGUUGGAUCCUCUGAGAUCCUCUGGAAUUGGCAAGGAGGAUUCCCAAUCCUUGUUUUUCUAGAGGAGGGAAGGGGAUUGCUGUCCACACCCAGCCUGUCUUUAACAACAAAACAAAACCCCAGCCACGUUGCCUUCUGAGCAAGGAAAAGGCCUUUUCUUAUUGUUGAAAUUACUGAAAAGCCCAGAGCAGGAAGGGUGUGAUUGUUGCAGAUGAGGAGCAAAGUCCUUUCCAGCUGCUCUGGGUCAGGAUUCCUCGAGUUUGAUCAGCUCUGGAAUCGAGGUCUCUGUGUUUGUCCCUUAGUCUGUCCCCUGACCUGCAGUUCAGGAUGGGAUGGGGCGUUGUCUGUCCAGCCAGGAGUCCUGGCCACGUCCUGGGGAACUUGGAGGCAGGAUGAGGCUGAUCAGAAAUAUUUAAAGUGCUGAAAUAAUCUGAGUUGGAGUUGUCACCUGAAGCUGUGCUCUGGCUCUGGGAGGGAGCCCUGGCUUAAUGAAGCUGUUGAAUGGCAAAUUGUUGUUUUUCCUCCCACGUCACUGCCCCCAGAACUUUAUCCCUUUUAUAUUAAAUAGAGACAUUCCUGAACAACAAACCCCGAGGAAGCUCCCUGAGGAGAUUCUGGUGCUGGAAAUAUUUAGACUGAGACUAACCAAGCCCAGAUCCCAGCCUGGCACAGGGCUUGUGGCAGGAGCUGAGUUUGGGAGGAGUAAGAGCUGGUUUGGUAAAUGCUGCUGGGCUGGGCUGUGUCCCCAGGGGUGACACAGGGGGGUCACUGUCCUGGCUGGGGAUGCUCUGAAUGUCCAGCUCAUUUUGUGGUGAUUUUCCAGGAUAAUCCUCCCUCCCUCCUGGCCCUCCCACAUUUCUGGAGGAUGUUUGUGUGUCCCACUGCAUCCCCUCUGCCCCAUUUCUCCAUUUCCCCCUCCCUUUUCUCACUUGCAAAUAUUCAAAGUGCUUUUUUCCUCUUUUUUUGAUCUUUAAAAUGUUAGUAACCCAAAAUAGCCUUACUGGUCAAAUUGACCAAAGAGACAAGUUUUAAAUAUCUUGUAAAAAAAAAAAAAAAUUAACACACACACACUCCUUGGCAUAAUUUCCCCCAAAUAAGCUCAGUUAUUUAUUCAGUUUUAUGCCCUAGAUAAACUCAGCUCUGUGGAGGGGCCAGGGCAGGGAAGCCCUGGUGGGCUGUGGUGUUCCCAGAUUUUGGGAAGUCCUGGAGCAAAUUCAGCUCUUGUGCCCCUUUGCUGUUCCAGUUCGAGGUGUCCUCUAUGCCUGAAUCUUGCACAGGUGGGGAGAAAGAGCAGAUUUCUUUUCCCCAGCAGAAUCUCACACAACUCUUCCUUUCCAAGCGUUCCAAUAUUUCCCAAACUUCUCAUAUUCCCGGGAGCCGGCUGCUUUUUCUGGAUUUGUGCUGACUAUUGCCAUUAUUUACUGUAUAAAUAAUUUAUCAUUUGUACUAUUGUAUCAUAAUGUCUGUAUCUUUGUGUCAUUUUUUUUUCUCCCCCCCAAAGCGAUGUCACAGGUGUGAUAUUUAAACGAUGCCAUCGGAACAGUGGAAAGACGAGAGGGGUUUGGAGGUGACUGGUCAGAAUUAAAAUUGUAUUGCUUCUA